Molecule: messenger RNA, 3811 nt
Organism: Octopus sinensis (East Asian common octopus)
Lineage: Eukaryota; Metazoa; Mollusca; Cephalopoda; Octopoda; Octopodidae
Exons: 7
Coding region: 788-2041 (417 amino acids)
Source: RefSeq, a predicted model, not a curated record
UGUAUUUUGAUGUGAAAUUAUUGCGAUGUUCAGCAGCAGCGGGGAAUAAAUAGUUGUUCCUAGCUAUUUCACUGCAUCCCCUUCUCUCCCUCUCUCUCUCUGUCUCUCACUAUGGGCAGCAGUAACAAAACUAAUUAUACGUUGUUGGAUCAAUGCUGCUGCUAUUAUAAAACAGAACGAAAUCUCUUCUUUAUCAGUUUAUGUUUCAUAUCGCUUGUCGCUCUGAUUUCGUCUUUUAUUCAAACAGACUACUUAACAAUCCGCUGUUUCAUUUAACAAUUAUCUGACCAUCAGUUUAAAGGCAGCAACUCCACCAUCGUACUCUGAGGAAGCGAACAAGAAAAGCAUGGAUUGCUGGAUUUGAAAUAGAAACAAAACAAUAAAUUAUUGUCAAAGCUCGGUAAUGCUCAACAGAAAUAAUUGAAAAGGAAUGGAAUUUUACCGUUUUUUUCGUAUGGAAAUCCCUAUCCUUCAAAACAAGAUGACACCUCACCUUUUAUACAAGCAGCUGUCAUCUACAUCUAACUUUGACAUCUCUUGUCAAACAUGCAACUAGAGUCUUACCGACCAGGCACAAUCUUUCCUACCCAGAAUGUCAGCCUUUGGAAUACUGUUCCUGUAAACAAUUUUCCUAUAGACAAUAUUGACUGCUAAGUGUUUAAACCAAGCAUGAACUGCUGUCGUUUGACUACCAGUCUUGGGUAUUCAAACAAUAACUUUGGUACAGUCCCUUCUUCCCCACUUAAUACACUCCAUCCUAUCCAAAAAUGGGAAACAAAGAAAUGAUAUGAGUCACAUAUGUGAUAUCUUCAUUUUGCAAAAAAUUUACCAAGCUAUAUAUUUACUCAUAAUUUUUCUCAAUACAGUUUUAUUUAGUAUCUUGGAUUGCUGUAUGUCUACGCUUCGAGAAUGGAAGAAGUUAGCCUGGUUUGGCACAAUUGCAUUCACACUUUUUACGUUAAUGAACUUCUUUCAAUACACAAAGAACCAGACUAGCAUCGAUGCCAGAAAUAAUAUUCCAGCUGGAAAGGAAAAAGGACAUCUGAAGACCAUCAUCGACAUGUUAUGUCCAAACAGUGGCACACUCUGCACUGAGAGGAUUGAAAUGAAUGGCAAAGAGGAUAUAUUCUCUGACUUCAGUGAAAAAUUACGACGCCAUGUGGAACAAUGUAUUGAAAAGUUGCAAAAAUUUCCUCCAGUUACUUACAAGCAAACCCUUUUGACUCUCUUCACAACAUGGGAUCAUCACGAUUCUAAGAAAGAACUCCAUGAAAACACCGUCCGUAAUUGGCUUGCAUUUGGUCCGUCCGUCAAGGUGAUUGUCUUCUCUGCCAAUCCUGAGACAAGAAUCUUCUGUGAAAAGAUUGGUUGCAAUUACCAGUAUAUCACUGUUCAGCGUGUAACUGGAGUGCCUUUAUUGAAAUCAAUGUAUUUAGAAGCACAGAAAUCAUUUGAUAGCUUUUUUUAUGCAUUUGCCAAUGCGGAUAUUUUAUUUGAAGCAAAUCUAAUCAAGACAUUGGAACGUGUUUUGUAUAUGUUUAAUAAUACAGAAAAGGCAAUUUUGAUAAUUGGACAACGGACAAAUGUUAUGAAUGUUACCAAAGAAGAGGCUGUUCCAGUUAAUUCUGUGACUAAAAUUGCCCUGAAUCGUGGAACUAUAUUCCGAACUGAUGCUGAAGAUUAUUUCAUUACAUCAAAGCCAUUUCCAUGGAAAGCAUUUCCAGAUUUCAUUGUUGGAAGUCCAGCAUAUGAUAAUUGGUUAGUUGCAUAUGCUAUUCAUAAUAAUUUCUUGACGAUAGAUGCCACAAAUUCUAUCAUAGCUGUACAUCAGACCACGAGGUCUGGAAACUAUGAUGGGCAUCAUAAACACUUUACGGAUUAUAAUCUUAAAUUAAUUAGAAAAAUACGCUCACGGGUUAAUGUCCUUGCUGGACACACAAUUUGUACAAAAUAUUUUGCUCAAAAAGACUUUUGUGGGCUCACAGAAAUUAUUCAGCGCAGAACAAAUCCUUGUGCCAAGCCAAAAUCCAGAAGAGGAUGAUGGAUAUAUAUCUAUUUUUGGAAAAAAUAAUAAAGUUGUAUAAAUCACCACACACUUUAAAAAAAAAGAACAACAAAAAUUCAAUAAAUUUAUUUUAUAUGUUUAUUUUACAAUAAAAAAUUAUUGAAAGUUUUGUUAGAGCACUGUGUUUUGCUUGGUCCUACCAAUCAACAGCACAUGUUUGGGCAUCAGGUCAUUGGUAAUAUAUAAUUUUAAAAAAUCAUAAUUUUAUAAAAAAUUUUGGACCAGACUGUUCAGUAGUUUCACUUCAGAGCAUUUCUGAAUGAUGGGCAACUCUACAGUAAGGAAAAUAUUUGUAAAUAACUGAAAUUGCUUAAAUUAUAGUCUUGGUGCCUGACAAUUCCUUGAUUCCAUGACAAGUGUAUUUUCCUGUUAUAUAACCCCUAAAUGCUGUGUUUCUGCUGAUGUGAUGUCAGUGUUGUGUUUGAAAUUGACAAAAGUUAGCAAUAUUUUGAGAAAGGUUAAUAAUUUAAAUUUUGGUGUUUGAUUAAUAUUUUGUCUUAUUGAAACUAUGAUGUAAAUGGUAAAGGAAUGAAUCUACAGGAAAUAUUCUAUGUCUGUAUAAAGGUUAUUCACUGAACCUAUGAAGUCUUCAUUUAUCGCUUAUUAUCAAAUUUGAAUACAUCUGAAAAUACAUCCAAAUAUCUUCUGUAACUGAUUUCGUUAGUGUCAUUUUAACCAUUUCUAUGGCUUUCAUUUAACAUCUUUGAAUCCAUAUUUUUGUCUUCAUUUUUAUGUUACAUUCCUUUUUCACUAUUCCAGCAUGUAUAUGUUUGGUGAUGCUUAAAUAUGUUAUUACAUACACAUCAUUAACAGCUUCUCCUAACAAGAAUUCAUGUGAAAAAAACCAGAGAUCUCAGUCUAAUUUUUUAUGAGUCACUCUUAUAUUUGAGUAAUUCUUAUUGCUACAAGUGAAUCUGGUACUUACAAAUUACUCUAGUAUUUACCAGUGACUCUGGUAUUGGUAUAACAUUAUGACUUACUGAAGGGAUAUCCUUCUUGAAGAGAUGUGUCAAAUACCCAGUCACUUAACUCUUUUAGCAUCCUCCCAUAUGAUCUAUGGUUGGCUGGCUUGGUUUCAAGGUUGACCUUAAUAAUUAGAAACAUCUCAAUGUCAUCAUAGAAGAGUAAUUACACCAGUAUUUAAUUGGUAAACACUUAUGUGAACUUUACAUUUAGGUAGGAAGUCAUAUUUUCUUUUGUUUCAUUUGUUCAACAAGUCCCUGUGUUUAAAUACACUGUUUUUAGUAAAAUGGGUGCUAAACAUAUUUAAUGCAAUUAGCUAAGAAACUGUAAUUAAAUACAAUUUCACUUAUACUGAGAAGAAAUAAUCAUCAGCUAAAUGAUAAAUUCUGGUCAAGAAAGGCAUGGGACACAUUCCUGGAAUUAAAUUCAAAUUAAUAAAAAAAAAUAUAUAGAAUACAGUAUUGGAGUGUUAUUACAGAGUUACUUUACCUUUAGAUCCACAUUUAAUUCAUAGAAAUUAAUCUUUAGGGUUAAAAUAAAGGUCUUGGACAGACUCUCCUUGAAAAUAAGGGGGGCCAUGGUUGAAAUGUCUGGUCAUAGAUCUCAGAGUUGACAUAGAGCUAAUCAACAAGAUGGAAUGGUCCUGUUUGGAAUACUUUGAUCAUGUCUUCCUUAUCAGUGUUAAACAAAAAUAAGAUUGGAUGGUCACAAAUGGAUUGCCUUAAUCAUGUGUCUGAUCAAUCCUGUGAUUUAAGUAUUGAAAAAUCCAAAUAACAUUGUCUU